Messenger RNA from Calliphora vicina (urban bluebottle blowfly), 5196 nucleotides. RefSeq lists its product as uncharacterized. The record is from RefSeq and is a predicted model, not a curated record. The coding region runs from base 1767 to 5111 and encodes 1114 amino acids. The transcript has 13 exons. Lineage: Eukaryota; Metazoa; Arthropoda; Insecta; Diptera; Calliphoridae.
CCAAAGGGAGAAUUGUUACUUCAUAAGGAAUGAAAAUGAACCAAAAAUAUAUAUAUGAAUUGUAGAAAAUAAAAGAAGUAAAAUCUCCGCAUUAUAGUGCUUACAACUCAUAAUUUCGCUCACACAUUGUCAGUUGAUGAGUGCUUAUUGUAUGGUGCUAAUGUUUCUAUCGACUAAUGUCGCUUGGUUGGUUGGUCGGUUGGUUGUUGGUUGCUUGGCAGUAGACUGACUCUAUUUUGCAUUCUGAUUCAACUUUGAAACACACUUCAGUCUAAUAAUACCUCCAUCUAAGUAAGAUUGCCGACGAAUAACAAGCGGAAUAUUAUAUGACGACGAUGUGACAACGACAUUAAAUACAUACACAAGUGUCUGUGCGUGAGAUCAACAAAAAAAAAAAUAUUCAAAAAAUAUAAAAAAUAAAAUACGAAAAUAAGAAAAAAUGAAAAUCAACAAACCCACAUUAAAAGUUUUGAUUGCAAUGGAAAUUUAAAUAAAAUUUAUAUUAAAAUCAACCUACAAAACAUAAAUAGUAGAUACUUUGUACUAGUUAUUUCAUAAAAUGUAGGCUGUAAUAUACUAUACAAUAAUAAAUUGAAAAUGUUUUAUUUUUUCCAAUUUAAAUUUAUGGAAUAAAGAGAAAAGUCUGUUGAAAAAAUAAAAAAAAAAACGAAUUGAAAAAGUAAAAAUAAAAAAAACACAAAACAUCAUCAGCAGUAGCAGCAGCAAAGUGAGUGAGUUAGUGAGUGAGUGAACGUAAUUGAAAAUGAAAGCUCAUAAUUUAUACAAAAAAUUCAAAUGAUAUAUAACACACUUACUACAUCUUCUUCAGCCAUAGAGAUGCACAGAUUCUACUGAAAAUGAAGCAAAUUAAAACCAACAAUAACAAAUACAAAAACAAACAACUUGCAACAAAAUAAAAUUUAAAAAUUUUCUUAAUAUUCAAAAAGAAAAUCACAUUUUGAUACGUACCUACAUAUUUGUAGAAGAAAAAAAUAAAAAAACUUUGUAUUUGUAUAUACAUAUGUAUGUAUAUUGAAACAUCCGCUGUUGAAAUACUCAUCCAUCAGAUACUAUUCUACAAUACAUAUAUACAAUAUACAUAUAUAUCUAUAUGUAGGGAAGUAUGAAAAAUCGAUGCCAGACUCUGUAACUUCAAAGCGGCCAGUCGUCGUCUUCAAUGUGCUGAUGUUUGCUUAGACUUUAAUAAUUAAAACAAAAUAUAAUAAAAAUAAUAAAAACCAACUUUUCAAUAAUAAAAAAAAUUAAACAAACUUUAAAAUAUUUAACAAUAAACCCCAAAACACAACAACGAUUAACAACAACAUUUAAUUUUAAUACGUAUUAAACGAAAACGAAUUACCUUCUCUUCUCUAGAUAAGUUUAAUCCAGCAAUAAGCAGAAAAAUAUUUUAAAAAACACAAGUGUAUUAAUGGAAAUUAUUGUUACAUAUUUCUGCUAGCUAAAAAAUCCUUAAAAAAAUAUAACAGACAACACGUCUUUUACUUUGCAAGACAAGUGUAUCCGGUUGGACUGAUAAUGCUUCAUUAUCCCGACAACCUUGUAACACAUCAUCAUAAAUAUUGGAGGCCAACUAUUCAUUAAUAUUAGCAUCCUAAAAAAAACGGACAUUACAUUUACAUAUAGUUAUAGUUUUUGUAACUAACUAAAUAAACAAAAACAAAACCAUCAAAACAUUUCAUAAUCUGCCGCAGAAGCAGAAGUAUCAUAUUUUCGAUUCUAUUGAAAAUUUCCAAACAGAACCACAAAUGGAAAUCGAAGAGGAGGAAAUGUUGGAUGCUGUUACAUUUCCUAUUGAUGAAAUACCCGAACCCAUUAAAGUUUUAGAUGAUAUUAUAUCCGAAUUUGAGGAUCUGUCAUUGAGGCCAAUAUUGCAAAACAAUGGAGAGAAUCAAUCAGAAGAUGAUGGUUACAUGAGUCUCAGUCGCAAAAACAUGAAAGAGAAACGUGAUUCGGAGGAAAUGUCUCAAACGAGUUCAAGUUGUGCGCCAACAGUGACGCCCAAUGAGAGUUUUGAUGCUGUUGACUUGGCUCGUUUUGAGACCAAUGGUAAUUGUAGUAAGGAAUUCAUAGAAUCGAAAAUAAAAACAAUAACAUCAGCCACAACACCCACUAACAAUGCCAACACAACAGAGAUCAGUAACUUAGUGCAAACAACUUUACCUAAGGCACGUACAGGAACAUCAACGGCAGCAAGCAACAAUUCCAAUUAUUCUAGUCUUCCAUGUUGUGGACAACGAACCACCGCCACAAUUGGCGACCUAAAACUACGUGUUGGUAGCUGUAAUGGUGAACGGAAUGCUCUGGGCAUUGAUAUCAGUGCUGUCCAUAAAGCUGUGUUGAAAGGCCGAGUGGCCAAGCUUCCAGAGAUUCACAUGGCCUUAGAACCCAUACUAAAUGAGCAUCCUGUUACCAUAUAUCCGGGACCUAAAGAUGGUCACGCUGGAGCACGCAAUAGUCGACCCAAACGUUUACAAGCUUCCGUUGAUAAACACAAAGAAGUUUGUCAUAUUCUAAAUCCAGGUAACGCGUCGGUUUCAUCUUCAUCUUCUUCCAGUUCACCAGCUAGUACUGGAACCUCUUCUGAUAAUCAGAAUCAUAAAACACAUUCCUCCUCUUCGAAUAAUACGUUGGAUAAAUUUUUCAAAAAUACCACAGACGACGAUGAUGAAGAUUUGUCUGAAGACUCUGGAGAAGAUCCCUCAGGCAUAACUAUAUCUUCGGAGUCUACGCUACUAACUCCAAGGGGCAUAGCUUGGGAAAUUCAUUUCAAAGAUUUCAAAAAGAAAACGAAACAACACCAACGUGAAGUCAAAAAGAAGUCGUCGGCCAAUUCAAAACAGGGCAAUCUGAAGUCAUCUAGAGAUGAUUGCAGACAUUUACAAAAUGUUGCCAAUAAUGAGGAGGAAUUUCGUUGUUUUGAGGAAAGUCCUGAAAUUCUAAAUUCCUGUGUUUUUCGUCAAUCCAGUAUGUUGGGCAAAGGUACGUUCAUUAUACGACGCGGUUCAACUAAACGACCUCCCCGUGCUAUGGACAUUUUUUCCAAUUAUGAUACAGCCAAAGAUGGUUUAAGUGAAAGUGAACCAGACGUCGAUUCAGAAUCAGAACGUGCCAAAUAUAUACCUAAUGAUAUCAGAAAAGAUAUUUUGCCAUGUGAUAUUAUAAAAAACACCAACACGCGACACAGUUUGGAUAUUGGAAAACCGCUUACUUCACCUAGAGAGCGGUUGUCAUUGAAUUUGGAACCUCAUCAUCCUCAUAAUUCUCUGAAAAAAGAUCUUUCGCCCAUACAGCUGCUAAGUAAAUCGAAUAUAGAAACGUCCAAAAAAGGAAGUUUGAAAUCUUUAGAUGGUCGCACCAGUUCCGAAUCUAUUAAUAUUGUGAGAACUCCUGGUCAUGACGAAGCCAGUGGUUUUGAUAUAAAACCUUCAGGUGCUAAUGUCAUAGAUCCAACAAAUAUGUUUAUUUAUAAGCAAUCAACAAAUGGUGCCAUAAAAGGAAACGAUUUUAAUGAACUGCGUUCUACUUCUACAACACCUCAUACAGAUCUGGCUCCUACCCUCGAAGAAGAUGAGGAGCAGUUAAGUGAUUUGAGUUAUAGUUGUGCCCCAUUGAAACAGAUUGAAAACAAUAUUAGCGCUCUCUUACGUGGUGAAAUUGCAGUGGCACGUAUGGUCGAUAUAGCUGGUCAGCCUACAGCAAAACGUCCUUUAGAAUUUCGUCCUGGAGUACAUAAAUCGGAAAGUGCCAAAGAAAUGAAAUUAUCACAAAAUGCAUUUGGUCCAUUGCCACCCUCUCCGCCCUCCUCAAAUCCGGAUACUUUUGACUACAAUGAUUUGCCUUUGCCUCCCUCGCCAUCAGACGAUACAUCGGUGGGUGAGGAGGAUAUUAAACCUCCGGUCAAACCGUAUGUGCAAACAUCUGCAGAAAUUCAUACGCAAUCGGUUCCACGAGAAGAAGUGCAUCCUCAACGCUCAAAGGAACGUGAAAAAUCGAGACCCGUGCAUCGUCAUAUGUCCGAUGAACUGCCUUUGCCUCCUCCACCACCACCACCUGCGGCAUUCGAAAAUUUACCACCAGCCGUACCACCUCAUCGUCACGGUCAUUCAUCCAAUACUAUGAAAUCUUGGUCAAUUGAUUCGAAUUAUAAAAGAAAAUCACCUCGCAUGAUGGGAGGCUAUGGCAGUGGCGUUACCACACCCACUAGUUCGCACGGACCAUCGUACGAGGGUAGCGGAGGGGGAGGUUAUGGCACCAGACGCUAUGUAUCCUAUGGAACUAAACGAAGCCUAAAACAGUCACCCAGAGAAGAACAUCGUUUGCAGACAUCGUGUAGUCUACCAGAAACUCCAAUAUUUGCUCGUGGCUGUGACAUUCCCCGUACUCCAUAUAGACGUCAAAAUGAAAAUGCUCCCAGUGGUUCUCGUACGGCCCCACGAUCUAGUACUUCCAAUAAUAUUAAUAUGGGCAAUUCAAUUGUUGGCAUUUCGGGCGGCAAUACAUUCGGUGGUGGUAUGUGUCGUCAACGUUCCAUAAACCAUGCUUUAGCUUCCAACGAAAUGCUGAGACUUGCAGGAGCUCCACAACGUGGCUGGUAUCCUAAACAGCGUUCAAUGCGCCCAGCCUCUACUGAGAAUAUAGACCGUAUAUCCACCAUGAGAAUAUGGGACGGAACUCCUGGUAUGACAGGUACUGGCCAAGCAAGGAAGCCAUUAACACUACCACCCAAUCUAACACCAUCAUUCUUAAAUAAAUCUCCCAGAGAAGCUUUACGUAGAGUUACUAGUUUGUUAAUUACCAAAAAAAAACCCAAUAAGGACAAAAGGAGUAAAUCUUCUUAUACAGCCGAUCAUGCAUUGGAAGCCCAUUAUUACCAGGAUAUCGAAAGAAGCACCUCUGCUAACACUGAAAAUACAACAACAACAAAAGACUCUUCUAAUAAACGUGGCCAAAGUAAUACCGCUGAUAAGCCGAAGAAAAAAGGAAUAUUUAAAACCUUGUGGAAACGUACGAAACAUUUUUCAUUGGAUCAUACUGCUAAAGGCCAGAAGAAAAAAAGAACAACAGUAAGAACACAUUGUUUUAAGAAAUAAAAAGUAGCCAUGAUCGAUCGUCUUAAAAUAAUGAAACAACUUUAAAAGAACGGGGUAACUAAGCUAGAGGGGGGCUGGUAAAAGU